AUGACAACAUCAGAGAACACAACAACAGUUAUAGUCCAUGAAGCUAUAAAUGAAGAAUAUGAGUGGGUUCAGUUUAACAAACAACUCCGUCUCAUUCGUUCGGUCAAAGACGAUAUGUACCAAAUGCAAAGUAUUUUGACAGCAUGUUAUGCUCCAGAUACUAAGCUUCCUAAAGACUGGUUUAGGAACCAAAACACACAAGAACUUUUGAGCGAAGCACAGCGAGACAUACUUUUUUCUGAAAACAGUGAAGAACAGCGAGUAGGUAAAAAACCCCAGUCGCCAAAACUCUAUGAAAAUCGUGAAAAAUUGCCAAACGGUUUGAGAGGAUAUUAUGUACAUAGACUUCUUGUAAAUGCUGUAGCAAUGUGGGCUUCGCCUCGUUAUGCUUGGUAUAUUUACAGACUUCUUGACGAAAUUCAUAGACAAGAACGUGAAGAGAUGGAAAACAAGCUUGAUGCAAAAGACAAAAGCAUACAGAAAAGAAUACCACGUUCGGUACCAAAAGGUAAGGAAAAGAACUAUAAGUAUAUGAUUUAUACUGAAGAGAUGGAAAAUGAAGAAGAUAAAGAUAUGGUUAUGUUGCAUUUAGUCAGAAGAAACAACAAGAGCUUUUAUGACCUCGCUAAAAUAUAUAAAUCUGACAGAAACUGGUUCUAUC
Messenger RNA from Trichomonas vaginalis G3, 661 nucleotides. RefSeq names its product KilA, N-terminal/APSES-type HTH, DNA-binding family. The record is from RefSeq and is a predicted model, not a curated record. The transcript has a single exon. Lineage: Eukaryota; Parabasalia; Trichomonadida; Trichomonadidae. The annotation marks the transcript as partial.